AGGUAAGAAGUUCUACUCGGUUUUGUUCACCCUCCCUGUCAUCCUCACCCUCACCGUUCCGCCUCACGGUUUCGCCACCUCACACUUUCGCCGUUUUCAAGGCUCACUCUCGUCUCUCAGCCUCACUCUCACUCUCCUUUUAAACCCAUUUUUACCCAUCCACUCACAACCAUCACCCGAUGGCCCGAAAUAAAAAACAGAUGAGAUUGGGCUAAUAGUUACCACCCGCGGAUUGAAUCUGUUUUGGUGUUUUGGCCCGAAUCCGACCGUACCCGACCCGAUGUCCAACCCUGCUUGCUAGUUGCUACUACGGGUGGAGUGCUGAUUCAGUCCUCAUUUGUUUUUGUUUUGUUUUGUUUUGGUAGCCAUUCUUUAUUCUUCAUAAAGCUUCACCUCGGAGAAAAGAUAGAACAUCAGAAGGGCAGGGAAAAUGUCGCAAGAGAAAUGAGCUUUCUCCUUCUCGGAGUGCAAAGAGACUGAAAUUAAGCACAACUGAAGAUUGUGAUGGCCAUUUGGAUCAGAAACUGCAUAUUGAAACUUUUGAGAUUGUUUGGACAAAGAUUGAAUCAACCAUUGAGGAUGUCUUGAAGAGCUCGGUCUUUCUCUAAUUUGAUUAUUAUUCUAGCAAUGCAAUCCCUCAAGUUACGUUCUCUUCUUUUUUAUUCUCCUUUCAAUUACUCACUUCAUCCCUUUCUCUUUUCAUUUUCUACUGCUUCUUUAUCAACCCCAAAUCAAACCACUAUUUUCCAGGAUUUCCUCAAUUCCAAUUUCAAUUUCCCCAAAUCUCAAUCCCUUUAUAUCUCUAAACGCAUUUCAUCUCACACCCUCCCUCAAAAGCCCUUAUCCGUCCUCAACUUUUUCAAACAAAUUGGAUUCUCCGAAUCUCAGAUUCACUCUAUCAUUCGUCAGAGAGCUCAAGUACUCUUCUCAGAUGUUGAUAAAACCCUAAAACCUAAAAUUCACUUCUUUCAACAAUUGGGUUUCCAAUGUUCGAAUUUAUGCGAUUUCAUUUCCAAAAAUCCCACCAUUUUGACUGCUAGUUUGAACAAAACAUUGGUACUCUCUGUCGAAGUCAUUCGAAAAAUUGUUUGCAACGACAAAGAUUUUAUUUAUGUUUUUUGCAAAUGUGGUUGGGUUCUCCCAAAGUACCAACUUUUUGUCGCCAAUGUCGCUUUCCUAGAGAGACAGAGAAUUUUUGGUGAUCAGCUUUUGAUUCUACUCAAAUGUCAGACGAGACUUUUGAUUGCCGCACAAUGUACUAUUAGGAACUAUGUUUUACAAGCUGUAGACUUGGGUUUCGAAGAAACUUCAAGAAUGUUGGUUCACGCGCUUCAUACCUUAGCUGGUUGGAGCUCUAAAACAUUUAGGAGGAAGAUGGAUUCCAUUCAGGAUUUUGGGUUUUCUAAAGAUGAGUGCUUGCAAAUGUUUAAAAAGACUCCAACUUUGCUUAAGACAUCAGAGAAGAAAUUAAAGGUUGGAAUGGAAUUCUUCUUGCAGACAGUAAUGCUGCCAAAGUCAUCGUUGGUUCAACGGCCUGUGAUUUUGAUGUAUAGCAUUGAGAAUCGAGUGUUUCCUCGGUAAAAAGUGUUGUUUUUGAAAUUCAAAAACCUUUGAAAACAAUUUAUGCCACCGAAAAUAUUACUGGGUUGAGUCGCGUACUAGGUCGCUCUCUUUAAGACGUUUCGAGGAAUUGCUCAAAAUUGUGCAAGGCAUACUAUCAACCACGAAGUCCCCAGUAUAAAACAGUCCAGAUACUCUGUAUCGAAGUUCUAAUGCACUGUAGAAAACCGUUCUAGAAUUACACCCUCAAUAUGUCAGUCUUGCGACUGACACUCGUAAUAUGGCACAAUGACCAU
Molecule: messenger RNA, 1856 nt
Organism: Cicer arietinum (chickpea)
Lineage: Eukaryota; Viridiplantae; Streptophyta; Magnoliopsida; Fabales; Fabaceae
Biological process (GO): regulation of DNA-templated transcription
Molecular function (GO): double-stranded DNA binding
Source: RefSeq, a predicted model, not a curated record